GCAUUCUGAAGCGGGGAGCCAACUGUCAUAAAGUACAUCCCUUUGCUAGAGAAGCUAUUGAUUUGCAUGUUUACACAAUUAAGUUUAAUUUUGCUACUACCUGGCAAAGCCUUAGUAAAGUUCUGUUUAGAAAAGAAGCCUUUUGCUUUGACUGUGUGUUGCCGGUGCAAUAAAGAGUUGAGGUUAGCGAAGGCGAAACAUGACAAUAAGCUGUACGCGUGACUCAAGUUGUCGUUCUGGUGCGGUCGUCUUUCGAAGGCGCUGAGCUGGUUCUCCUUUCUGCUUUUUUAGAGACGCGCGUGUGGUUAAGGACAUGGCGACGGGAAAAUCUAAAGGAUACGGCUUCGUUUCCUUCUUCAAUAAAUGGGACGCAGAGAACGCGAUUCAGCAGAUGGGUGGUCAGUGGCUCGGCGGAAGGCAAAUCAGAACGAACUGGGCGACAAGAAAACCUCCGGCUCCAAAGAGUACAUACGAAUCAAACGCCAAACAACUGUCUUACGACGACGUGGUCAACCAGUCCAGCCCGAGCAACUGCACCGUGUACUGCGGCGGUGUUACUUCGGGACUGACAGAACAGCUAAUGCGCCAGACCUUUUCUCCCUUCGGGCAGAUCAUGGAAAUCAGAGUCUUCCCGGAUAAAGGCUACUCCUUUGUACGGUUUAAUUCUCACGAGAGCGCCGCGCAUGCCAUCGUUUCCGUCAACGGAACAACCAUAGAGGGACACGUGGUGAAGUGCUACUGGGGCAAGGAGACGCCAGACAUGAUCAGUCCUGUCCAGCAGAACCAGAUCAGUUACCCGCCGGCGUACGGGCAGUGGGGCCAGUGGUACGGCAAUGCCCAGAUCGGGCAGUACGUGCCCAACGGCUGGCAGGUCCCUGCCUACGGCAUGUACGGGCAAGCGUGGAACCAGCAGGGCUUUAAUCAGACGCAGUCUUCGGCGGCGUGGAUGGGCGCCAACUACGGCGUGCAGGCGCCGCAGGGGCAGAACGGGAGCGUGAUACCCAACCAGACGGGAUACCGCGUGGCCGGCUUCGAAACGCCCUGA
This is a messenger RNA of Balearica regulorum gibbericeps (East African grey crowned-crane), 1045 nucleotides long. The record is from RefSeq and is a predicted model, not a curated record. Lineage: Eukaryota; Metazoa; Chordata; Aves; Gruiformes; Gruidae.